UUUACUUUUUUGAAUACCGGGAUAUUAUAUAUUUAUAAUUUCAUAUUUUAAAGAAAAUACUUUUCUAACAAUUAUCUAAUAGACACAAAUUGCAUUUUGAACGAGUAUAAUAUAAUUAAUCGUAGUUAUAAGUAUUUAAAGUUUAGACGAGCGGUGUAGUAGACUAUCUUUUGGCGAGGGACUAGCUGCGCCACACCACUCCGCUCGUCUAAACAACUUACUGAUUGUUAACUUUUUGUUCGAAAUCAGAUUAUUAUACAGGUAAGUACUGACAAUUUCAGAAAAAUAUUUUAAAGAAAUUGAAAAUGUGCCUAUAAUAUGUUGUUAGAAGAUUGGUCUUCCAAUCCCUCGAAAACGACAAAUUUGUUUCGUAAUAGCUUUGAAUAAAAAAAUAAAACGUUUAACACUUUCCGAGUGUUUGCUUUUAAACGAAUAACCAUUAUACAUAUAUAUGUAUAAUACAUUGUACAUAUUAUAAACUUAAGCGGAAUAAUCGGCUUGACCGUGAAAAUUAAGCACGUUUUUCCCCCAACGUUACGGCUAUUAUAUAUUUGUUUAUAUUGAGGUGAAUUACCUAUACUUACCGGCAAUAAUAUAAUAAUAUCUUUUAAAAAGCACUGUUUUUUUUCGUAAUUUUACACGGUUGGCUUUAAUGAAUAUAUUGUGAUUAGUUAGUUGGUUGAACUAGAAAUGAGAUAUAAAAAAAUGCAUGAAAAAAAAUACACGUUGUCAUUAUUUACUCAUGAAACAUCAUAUUAUCAUGAUUCAUGAGCGGCGCAAAAACCGUCAAUGGUAUCGUCGUCAUUGUCGUCCACGCGGAUCUGAAAAAUGGCCAGGGCCAGAUUUACGCCUAGGCCAGCAAAUUUUUGGGGGUGGCAAAUUUUGUAAGAAAUUGAAAAAAAUAUAGUAUAAUUAAUUGUUUUGUUUAUAAUUACUACUGACCUAAUUUGUUUAUAAUAAAAUUAAUUUAUUAGUUUAGUAAAUACUACAUUUUUUUUCUUGGGGUACGGGCGGCAUAUUUAAAAGGGCCUGUUCUAAAUCCGGCACUCCAAAUCGUGCUGUGGGUCAGCCGCGUAUCGAAUUUCGUUUUUUUUGGUCGAUCAACUCGCUUGUUUACCAACAACUACAACCACGAUUGAGGUUGGUGUAUCACGCGCGUUCUCUACGGAGCAACCGAAUCCACCGUUUCGCCCGUCAUGAACGGUUUUUUUUUUCAAGAGUAUAGUUUACUCAAUUUAUAAUCUUAAUAAACGCCUUUGACGUUUUUCCAUUAUUUUCCCGCCCCUCGCGCCGGCUGGUACAUGUGCGCAUUAGCUAUCCGCUGAAAAUACAUUUACGCUCAUAUAGGAUCACAAUUCACUUACGAUCCGCGACGGAUAAUGUGUAUACCUACACCUCUAUAUAACGGACUUGACAUUCGUCAUUACGUGAGCAGCACACGCCAUAUAUAAUAAUAAUAUGUGAAUGUAGUACUGAUGCGGCUACAUCAGGGGGGGGGCGAGUGGCCACUGCACGUGAUGCAGCAACCGGGAACGGGCUCCGCAGCGCAGAAAAUAUUACAUUCGCGAGCCAACUUUUGUUUGUGUUUACCUUUUUUUUCGUUUUGUUUUUAUUUUGCUAUUUUUUCCAUGAGACUUCUUUCAGUAGAAGGCUAUUCACACGAAUGAAACAUUAUGCUCUGCGUGUUUCAAACUUGGUGUGCUUUAAAUAAGGGUCGAAAACACGCCAGAGGUAAUUUCGGGUGACAGUUUAGUAGGUAUAAUUUGUUUAAAUUAAUUAAAAAGACAAUUUGUUUGAAUUUAGUUUUAAUACACAAAAAGGUUAUUAUACAAUAAUAUUAUAAUACGUAACGUAUCUAUAGGCGCGUGCCAUCCAUGUAAUACGCGAGGCGGUUAUUUCAUUAUUCGCGGUAUUAAAUUUUUUUUUUAAUUUUUUUUUUUCGAAAACGAUAACGACGAUGAAAAAGUUUUACGACCGCACUCGCACAACGGUGCGCUAAACGAAACGACGGCUAUUUAAAGCAUCCCGCCGCAGAUGUCAAAAGUAUACGCUGAACGACGGCCAAACGGGCAUCAUAUAUUACUUAUAAAUAUUAUACGUACACAAUAUAAUAAUAAUAAUAAUAUAUCAUAUCCACCGGGCACGCGUCCCGGGUUGAUGAUCCAAACGCGCGGUUCCACUCGGACGACUCACCUUAUUACCCAAUUAAAAUGUGCACGACGAAAGGUCGAAACGUUUUCGCGUCGUCUGCAGGUCGCGGAUACUUUUGGUUGUUUAAUUUUUUCCUCCACUCUUCAGCGGGACGACCGCACAAUUAUCAUAAUGAUAAUUUCGAGAUCACCACGUUACCUGCACUGCCCACCCUGAGGGCCGAGGCCACGACGGAAAGGAACGACGGUCAAGCUACAAGUUGGUGUCGUGCACGAUGAGUCAGUGUCACGCACGAAAAGUCGGUGUCGCUAACGAUAUGAGUGCCCUCUGCGCGAAGGUAGGUUCUUUCGGUUUUAAAAAGAAAACUCGCAACGCGUAUUAUUAAUGUUUUGUCAUCGACCGGCAUUUUCGGCGCUCUUGCUCGAGCAUUGUGCUCGAAAUGGUAGAUAUACAAUAUAAUAUAUUAUUAUUAUUAUUUACUGUUGAGCCUCAGGUGGUGGACGACAGUUGGCGGCAAAAGUCACAGCACGGUCGGCGUAUAAUAUAUACGUAUACUGCAGGUAUAUAUUAUAAUAGCAGUCAUACCGGUGGUGGUGGUGGUGGUGGUGGUGGCGUCCCGCCGAUGAUUGACGCGUCGAAAUAAAACGCGAUAAUAAAUCAACCGUUUGCGAAUAUUAUUAUCACCAUUAUUAAUAUUAUUACCGUAUAGUUUGAAACGGAAAACCUCAGUCCCCGCAGCAACCACCCCCACGUCAUCGUCUCCAUCCACGACUCGCGCACCAGUACCUGUACACACGGCGUAGAUAUAUGUUAUUAUUAUUAUAUUACAAUUUACAGCAUUAUCACGCGGCUGCCUCCUCCGCCGUCCCGUUCUGCCCCUCGCGCGACCGCCAUCAUCAAUCGGCCGCGUACGUUUCCCAGCACGGUCAUAGAUUGGUGGGUUAGCCGGGAUGGUGGGUGGUGUUGGGUGGAUGGGCAGAGGGUUAUGGCUGCAACGACUUUAUUAUUCGUAUGCUCGCGGAUGAUGCGUAUAAUGACCGAGUGACGGGGGUGAGUGGUGCGGCGCGAGGGUGAAAGGACGAUAGAGAGACGCGUAGGGAGAUAGAAUCGGAGAGACGGAGAGACCGCAAUGUUCCACAGUCGAUGUGGCGGAUCCACACUGUGAAGUGGUUGUAUAAUAAUAAUAUUAUAUUUUGUACAUACGGAUGUGUGCAUAAUAUCCGUUAUGUUUUCUAUAACGUAAUUAUCGUAUACCACCGCCGCGUAAAUGCAAUUAAAAACUCUGUCGGUCCUAUAGAUAUAUAACGAAACGCGUGGUGGCGUCGAGCGUUUCUAAUUUUGAUUUCCUCCCGAAUCGUUUUGUGUCCCGAUUUCGUCCAUAAUAUCUUUUCGGGGUCUAUAUCUCUACUAUAGCUCGUCGGAAGCGUAUACUGACUGGCAUGAUAUUAAAAUAUAUUAUUAUUACAAUAAUGGUUAUAUAAACAAACAAGAUCUGGUCUUGGCGGGUUUAGUUAUACGUAACGAUGACACUUUGUAGCGCGUUCCAUAUGGGACCGUGUCUAACAAAAACGUGAUUGUCAAGUAACAUAUUAAAAUAUUGUGUUGCAACAAAAUAACGAGUUGCAAAUAAAUUACUACGUUUUUCGUUUAAACAAACAAUUUUUUUUUUUUGGAUUAAUUUAAUUGGCAAUCCAAGAGACACCUGUAUAAUAUUAUAAUAAUACGCAUCGAUACAUAACAUUAUAAUUUAUACCAAUUAUGUUUUUUUACCAUAACGGGUUUUUACAGACAACAGUUUUAGUACCUACCUACUUGAACUAUGUAGUGAUUCAUUUUUUCCCUGAGAUUCAUUCAUAUUAUAAUAUUGCACCAUUACAGAAACGUUAUAUCUACAUAAACAUAAUAUAUUUAUUAAACAUAAUAAUAUAAUAGGCAGAUACAUAGGAUAAUCUUUAAUGGACGAUUUAUUAAAUUAUGAUUCUUCGAAUUUUCCAGUUUACCGGUCAAAGAUCCAGCUUUCAAGUAGAGGUAGCUCCUAUGCGUUUAAGAAAAAUAUUAUCAGCUAACAUCAAUAACAUCGAACAUAAAAAGUCACAUAGGUUGUCAAGGUAUAUUGAAAUCGAUCAAUUAAGACUUUUUGGAGUGCUGCACUUUUUGGCCACCUUCAGGUGUGUCUGGCAGCCGAACCGAAUUAUCGAACGCACCGUCAUGCGGGACGUCCGCUGCUGUUGACGCGGUUGGACGACAGACUAUAAAUAGUCGUACUGAUAACGGCUAUCGUCCAUUGAGUAGCUUUGAUGAUAAUAUGACGUUAAGUCGGUGGCGAUGACUGUCGUCGCCUCGGUGACGACGACGACGACGACGACGGAGACGAUCGUGACAGACACUGCGACCACACCGCAUCGAUGACGGGAACGACAACGUGGUCGGCUGCGACCGCGGCGGCGGUUCCGUCGGCGGCCGCGGACACGUGGUAGUGUGCGGCCGCUCAACCGGUUCGGUCGCUGUUCGCGGUCGUCGUGUGCGCCUGGCGUCGGGCGACAACAGCAACAACAACAACAACAACCAAAACAACACCGACAACACCGAGGCGGCGGCGGCGGGGGCGGCGGCCGUCACGACGGCCGCUCGUCCACGACUGCGACGCGACUGACGGUACGUCCCGCUGGCCCGCUGACCGCGUCGCGGCGACCACCACUGCCCGCGCGCGCACACCGGACGUCCCGAACACACGCGAACAAGGCACCGUCCGUCCACGCUUACCAACGACCGCCGAACACCCGCCGCCGGUGGCCGGGCCCGAUGAACCGGACCGAGUGCCAGACGCUGCGCGACUCGCUGGUGUGGAGAGACGCGCAGGUGUUGAGCACCCUGGCCGGCCUGUCUUUUAUCGCGCUCAUCGUGACCGUCGGCAACACGCUCGUCGUGGCCGCCGUGUUCAACAGCUCCAAGCUCCGGUCGCCCACCAACACGUUCAUCGUUUCGCUGGCCGUGUCCGACCUCAUGGUCGGCGUGGCCGUGUUGCCGUUCAGCGCCACCUGGGAGGUGUUCAAGGUGUGGCUGUUCGGCGAUUACCUGUGCUCCGUGUGGCUGGCCGUGGACGUGUGGAUGUGCACGGCAAGCAUCCUGAACCUGUGCGCCAUAUCGCUGGACAGGUACCUGGCCGUCACCAGGCCGGUGCAGUACCCGAGCCUGAUGACCAGCUUCCGGGCCAAGGUUCUGGUGGUGAUCGUGUGGGUGCUGAGCUUCGUCAUAUGCCUGCCGCCGCUGGUCGGCUGGCGGGACACCCACAUACCGCCCGAGGCGUCCACGGUGCUCAUCCGGAACGAGCUGUACCGGAACGGCACCGGCGGCCGGCCGCAGCAGGAGGCGCUGCCGCCGUCGUGCCCGUGGAUUUGCGAGCUGCCCAACAACAAGUGGUACGUCGUGUACUCGGCGCUGGGCUCGUUCUACAUACCGAUGUUCGUCAUGCUGUUCUUCUACUGGCGCAUCUACAAGGCGGCCGUGCACACCACCCGGGCCAUCAACCAGGGGUUCCGGACGAUGCGCAGCCGCCGGACGUUCGGCAACCGGUUCGACGAGCAGCGACUCACGCUGCGCAUACACCGGGGCCGCGGCUCGUCGCUCAAGCACGCGGCCACCGCAUCGCCGUCGUCCGCUGCCGUCACCGCGGCUAACGGCCCGGGAGGCGGCUCGCCGGACGUGAACCGGCCGCCGAACAGCCGGCGGCCGUCGGUCCGGCGCAGCAACCACGAGCGGAUCAAAAUCAGCGUCAGCUACCCGAGCUCGGACUGUAUAAGCGCAGCGGCCGCCGCCGCGGCCGUGGCCACUGUCACUACGGCCACCACAUCUGUGGACGCCAACGGAAACUCGCCGCCCGAGACGCUUAGCCAAAAGUCGCGGAGCUCGUUCUCGUCCACGACGUCGCCGACCAGCUCCAGUCCACUGUACGCCGUCCACUACACGGCGGCCGAGACGUACCAUCACCAGCGGGCCGCCACCGUCCGGUCAGUGGCCGACACGUCCGCUUGUCAGCUGCGUGUGGCCGGUGGCAGCCGGAAGGAACACCGCCGGUGCAGUGCCGGCGACACGGCCUCGCCGCACUCGCGUCUCCUGUUGACGUCGUCGCCGGGCGGAGACCAUCACCACCAUCACCAGCACGGUGGCGGAGGAUCAGCGGUCGGACGACCCGCGUCCUGUUCCGUCACGUCGGUCAAAGACCAACUGUCGCCGUCACCGUCGUACGACGAGUCCACUGGUGGCGGUGGCGGCGGUGGUGGUGGCAGUAGUGGUGGGGCAGGCGCGAGCGGGGGAAGCGACGUCGGGCUCGGGCGCGGCGGCCUCGGGUCCUCGAACAGCAAGUCCAAGUUUGCGUCGAAGAUGAUGGGCGGUGGCAAGCGGAACAUCAAGGCCCAGGUGAAGCGGUUCCGGAUGGAGACCAAGGCGGCCAAGACGCUGGGCAUAAUCGUCGGCGGUUUCAUCGUGUGCUGGCUGCCUUUCUUCACCAUGUACCUGGUACGGGCUUUCUGCCCCACGUGCAUACAACCCACCCUGUUCUCCGUCAUGUUCUGGCUGGGCUACUGCAACAGCGCCAUCAACCCGAUGAUCUACGCGCUGUUCAGCAAGGACUUCCGGUUCGCGUUCAAGCGGAUCAUAUGCCGGUGGUGCUGUUGGGCGUCCGCAAGCGACUCGACGGGCGGCGGCGGACUCACCGUCGCCGACUACGGCCGCCGCAAGGGGUCGGAUGGUUCCCAACUGGGGGCCGGCGGCCACGGCGGCGCGUCGCCCCGGAACAGGUACAUCGUGACGAGUUCAGGUGCCGGGGCCGCGGGUUCCGACGAGUGCAGCACGCGCAGCAUGCGGCUGCUCCAGUACUCGGACAGCGAACCGCUCAACGAACCGUGUUCGGACGACAGGUGAUGGCCACUGCGCGAGCGGCCACUGCGCCGCUGUAAUGAUGUUACUAUAAAAAUAAUAUAUUAUAAUACGCAGGUACGACUCCUGUUCGGUGCGACUAUUGUUUUCGCAUUAUUAAUUAUUAUAACUAUUAAACGAAAUAAUAUAUUAUAUACAAAUACACUAAUAUAAGUUUAUGAUUAUAAUUAUAAUUAUUAUUAUUAUUAUUAUUAUUAUUAUAUACGAUAAAAUAUUAUUAUGUGUUUCCGUUACCCACUCAUUAUUAUUAUUAUUACUAUUAUACGCAUUGUGUAAUUACAUAUUAUUAUUAUUAUUAUUAUUAUUAUGUUUACCGACAUGAUUACAUGAAUAAUAUUAUGUUUUUUAGUUUCGUCUGUAACGUCUUAGGUCGAACGAAUACUACUGCAAACACGAGUUCUGUUGCUUUGUCGUUUACCGACCGAUCGUCCUCAUAAUGAUAUUAUUAUUUAUACAACACACAAGACAUCGACUCACUCCGUUUAUAAUAUAUAAUGAUAUUAUAGCAUAUAAUAUGAUAAUAGAGUUGGCGGAAUUGUUUUAAAACAUUUUUUAUUUAAUUUUUCAACGAAAUUCGCUAUAAAUAGCGGUAUGUCAACGCCCUCGAAAAAAAAUCGAAAAAAACGGUCUACGAGAGCAGUACUUUUGAAGGGUAUAAUUAUUAUGGUUAUAUACACAAUAUAAUACACAGGGUGAGCACGGUAACCAUCCCCUUUUUUCUUUAAUAACGUAGUUAGUCAAAAUCUGUUUUUUUAAAUUUGUAAAUAUCCUAGAGGACGCUAUCGUUUCGGGAAAAAUGGUUGUUCGUUUUCCACUGCUGUAAAUUACUCGCUGACGAUUUUUCCGAAAACUUUGACGUAAAAAUUCGAAUGAGUAGUUUUCGAGUUAUUCAACCAUUCGAGUUUACCGUAACGAUAACAGGUCCAUGAUAAGAAAGAUGGAAGGUACGGGGGCUACGGGAACUACGGCGAUCCGAACAUUUUCUGUUAGGUAAUAUUAAUCCAUCGACAUUGAUAAUAAUAUUCUCAAACUUGGUCCUGGUAUAAUAAUUGACACUAAAUCCAAUUUUACACCCAAUUUAUGUUUUAGUAAAACCAUUUUUAAGGACUAUUAUCCUCGAUUUCAAUCUCACUUUUAUUCACAUUUCAAUUUAACUGAAAAACUACUCGUUUGAAUUUUCGAAUUGCGUAAAUCAACACAUAAAAAUUAAAAGAACCACUAAAUAAUUUACAUUAAAAGGGAAAGAAGGGUUCUCUUUAGAAAAACAGAGUAGUUUGUAUGGCCACGGCACACACCACCAUAAUAGGACGAAAAUAUUCUUCAAGAAUUUUAAAAAAUGGUCUUUGAUUUUUCUAUAGUAACCUAUAUGUAUAUUAUAUUUAAAAUAAAAAAAAAGGUAAUUGACUAAAAAUCAAACGAAAAAUGGGGGCGACCAUGCUUGGUGAAUCACCCUAUAUAUUAUAUAUUUUUUUUUUAUCCCGCCAUUUAGAUAAUAAAAAAUAUUCAAACUCGGCACAAACAGCAUAAAUAUAGGUCAUAUUCUCGUAGGCCGUUUUAUUUAUGUCCACUUACUCAAUUGAAUCGAGCUCCGUGUAAUUUAUCACCGCACGAUUUUUACGUAAAACUCGCGAAACUCAAAAACAAACAUAAACCAUACCGCCCCAUAUAUUUUGGACGAUAUUUUAAAACAAAACACGCAUACCACCUGCAGCACACUCCUCGGUUGAUUAUAACUGUCGACAGCCGAUCUGGUGAUUCCUAAACAAUCCGCUAAAAACGAUUUUUUUACCUAUUUUAACGUAAAAUUACGGUUUUACUAAAAAUAGGUAGGUAUACUUACCUACAAUAAUAAUAUAUUUUAACGAUUAAUCAUACGCACUUCAAUAAUGGUUGCAAACCGAAUCGGUUGUUGUACGCAUUUUAUUUAGCAGCACUUGGAAAUAGACAAAAACAUAAUAUUAUGCGCUUUUUCGCGAAUGGUAAAAAUGUUGCUGAACACGGUGAAGCGGGUUAGAUUUAAAUCGGAAGAAAAUAAAAAAAACCUAACCCGUUCAGCGAUAGGUUUAGAAGAGUAAAUUGUAUAAUGAUAUAACUAUAGUAGAAUAACAAUUGAUACUACUAACCCACACAAAAUAUUGGACAAAACACAUAAUACCAUGUUUGAAAAGUAAAAUAAUCAAAUCAAGCCAAAGGUUAAAGUUUAAUUUUAAACUUAAAUCGACAUAAGCGGAUGUCACCGUAAGAUAUAUAAACGGAAUAAAUAACUGUAAAUGGUACGAAAUUUCGUCCAAAACUUACUGAAAAUUUAAUAAUAAAUCGUUCAAUUUCACUAUUAUUUAACGACUUAAAUUAUUUAAUUUAUGCAGAAAGUUAAAUUUUUGUGUCUCUACAUCGAGCCCGCGACGAGUAAACAUAAUGUUUGUUGGAAAAUUAUUGCAUCGUCCUAAUACCCACCCUAACUCUAAGAGAAUAUAAAAAUGUCAGGUAUUUAUAAAGUAUAUACGAAUAACACAAUUUAUGUACCUAACGAUAUAUUAAUUAAUAUAAUAAAUCAAA
Messenger RNA from Acyrthosiphon pisum (pea aphid), 9642 nucleotides. Its product is annotated as Octopamine receptor in mushroom bodies. Gene Ontology annotation, molecular function: G protein-coupled receptor activity. NCBI's taxonomy places the organism in Eukaryota, Metazoa, Arthropoda, Insecta, Hemiptera, Aphididae. The record is from RefSeq and is a predicted model, not a curated record. The transcript has 4 exons. Gene Ontology annotation, cellular component: plasma membrane. The coding region runs from base 4954 to 7071 and encodes 705 amino acids. Gene Ontology annotation, biological process: G protein-coupled receptor signaling pathway.